Molecule: messenger RNA, 3036 nt
Organism: Papaver somniferum (opium poppy)
Lineage: Eukaryota; Viridiplantae; Streptophyta; Magnoliopsida; Ranunculales; Papaveraceae
Product: oxysterol-binding protein-related protein 1D-like
Exons: 8
Coding region: 331-2880 (849 amino acids)
Cellular component (GO): intracellular membrane-bounded organelle; cytosol; membrane
Molecular function (GO): sterol binding
Source: RefSeq, a predicted model, not a curated record
GUAUCCAUCUCUUUCUGUACAGUGUUCAGCGAAUUUAAUGGAUCUGUUGGUUGACAGACAACAGCAAUAGCAAUCGAUAGCAAACAACUAAACACUCUCUCUCUCUCUAGAAAAACUCUCUGCUCUGCUAGGUACUGUAACUCCCAUCAGCUAGUUAUAACUGUCCCCCCUUUAUACUUACACUCUGAAAAAUCUUUCUCUAUCUUAAUUAAUACAACUCCAUAAUUAAGAUCUAGGGUUUCUCUAUUUCAUUUCAUGAUCCCCUUAUUCAGAUCAAUACAUGAUGAUAACAUACAUUUGUUAAGUUUUGAUUAAAAAUUGAGAUCAUCGAUGAAUCCGUUAUGCUGUAUAGCACCAGUAUCAAUAGAAAGAGAUCGAAGUAAUAAUCCAUCCGUUGUAAAAACAUCGACAGAUUCAUCACCAUUAUCAAUAGGGUAUGAGAACGCAUCAUCAAAUGUUAAUAGAAAUAAUAAUGGGAUUGGAUCAAAUAAACAACAAACAUAUUCGGCUCAAGUAUCAUCAGUAGGUACAGAUUAUGAUUUUCCACCACCGUAUACAAUAGAUCAUCAUGAUUUAGCAACAGUAAGUGAAUCAGUUAGAGGAGAUCAUUCGUGUUUUGGGAAUGGGAGUAAUAGUGUCGCUGGGAUUUUAUAUAAAUGGGUUAAUUAUGGGAAAGGAUGGAGAUCUAGAUGGUUUAUGCUUGAAGAUGGGGUUCUUUCUUAUUAUAAGAUACAUGGUCCUCAUAAAAUAUCAAUGAAUUCUGCUAGAGAAAAGGGAGCUAAAGUUAUUGGGCAAGAGUCUAUGAGGUAUAUGAGAAAGGCUACUAGUUUUACUAAUGGUUUAUCAAGAUCUUCUUCCUCCAAGCGUUGGAAACCCUUGGGAGAAAUACAUUUGAAGGUUUCUUCAAUUCGUGCGAGCAAGUCAGAUGAUAAAAGACUUUCCAUUUUUUCGGGAACUAAGACUCUACAUUUGCGGUGUGUAUCUAGAGAGGACAGGGCCAAAUGGAUUGAGGCUCUGCUGUCAGCUAAAGAUCUUUUUCCUAGAAUUUUGACAAGCAGCGACUUCGCACCCUCUGAAGACAUUGUUGUUUCAACCGAGAAGCUACGAUCACGACUCCUGCAGGAAAGAUUGAGUGAAACAGUUGUUGGAGACUGUGAAUCAAUUAUGCUCUCUGAACUCUCUGAGCUGCAAAAUCAGCUGAAGGGUCUUCAGCGUAAACAUAUUGCCCUGCUUGACACAUUGAGGCAGUUGGAGACAGAGAAAGUAGAGCUGGAAACCACUGUGGUCGAUGAAACUAAGGGACGCAAGUCAUACUGCGGACCAGCAAAUGGAAGAUUGAGUGAUUUCUAUUCCAUCAUGUCAGAGGGCAGUGGAAGUGAUUCUGAUGCAUGUAAUGAGAGUCAAGAUGGAGGGGAUGCCGAGUCAGAUGAGGAAGAUGGCAUAUUUUUUGAUACAAGGGAUUUUUUGUCCGCAGAGUCUCUGAGAAGUGUUUCGUACCGUUCAAGGGAGGGCACAGGAAAUGCCUGUAAUUCCUUAACAAAUGACAAGGAUUCUUUCUUUUCUGACCAUAUCCGUGAGGUUGAUUUGGAGAUUAAGACAGUAUAUUAUCCCCAUGUCAAGAGAAGAGAUAGAUUGCCUGAACCAAAAGAAAAGGAGAAGCCUAUUGGUCUGUGGUCUAUAAUAAAAGAUAAUAUCGGAAAAGAUUUGUCUGGAGUUUGCCUCCCUGUUUACUUCAAUGAGCCACUCUCUUCAUUACAGAAGUGCUUUGAGGAUUUGGAGUAUUCAUAUUUGGUUGAUCGAGCCCUAGAAUGGGGCAAGCAGGGAAAUAGCUUGUUGAGAAUCCUAAAUAUUGCGGCAUUUGCAGUGUCGGGUUAUGCUUCAACAGAAGGUCGGCACUGCAAGCCUUUCAACCCUCUCCUUGGGGAGACUUAUGAGGCUGAUUAUCCAGACAAAGGUCUUCGCUUCUUCUCUGAAAAGGUGAGUCACCACCCUACAAUCGUUGCUUGUCAUUGUGAUGGAAGAGGCUGGAAGUUCUGGGCAGACUCUAACCUGAAAGGGAAGUUUUGGGGGCGUUCAAUCCAGCUUGACCCUGUUGGAGUUCUUUCACUGCAGUUUGAAGAUGGAGAGAUGUUUCAAUGGAGCAAGGUUACCACUUCCAUCUAUAACAUCAUCCUUGGUAAAAUCUACUGUGAUCAUUAUGGGACUAUGCGAGUAAAGGGGAGUGGUGAUUACUCGUGCAAGUUGAAAUUCAAAGAACAAUCUGUAAUUGAUCGAAACCCUCACCAGGUUCAAGGAUUCGUUCAAGAUAAUAGAACUGGACAGAAGGUAGCUAUGUUAGUAGGGAAGUGGGAUGAAGCAAUGUACUAUGUUCUAGGAGAUCCGACUACAAAGCCGAAGGGAUACGACCCCAUGUCAGAAGCUGUGCUUUUGUGGGAGCGAGAAAAAUCUGUUACCCUGACUAGAUAUAAUCUCACACCCUUUGCAAUCUCUUUGAACGAAUUGACACCUGGUCUACAACAAAUAUUGCCUCCAACUGACUCAAGACUCAGACCAGAUCAAAGGCACUUGGAGAAUGGUGAAUAUGAGUUGGCAAAUGCAGAGAAACUAAGGCUUGAGCAGCUACAAAGACAGGCGAGGAGGUUGCAGGAAAGAGGAUGGCAACCGAAAUGGUUCAGGAAGGGUAAGGAAGAUGAUUGUUACAGGUAUGUAGGUGGAUACUGGGAAGCAAGGGAGAAUAAAAAAUGGGACGAGAUUCCAGAUAUUUUUGGUCAGAGUAGUACAGAUGGUUCUCCCUGCUUGGAAGAAGAUGAAAUGCGUCAUGCACAAUUUUCGUCAAGUCGAGCAUUAACAUGGGAACCGAGUACUCAUCAAAUGUUGUAAGGCAGUAGGGACAUUUGUAAGUUUGUUAAGGAAGUGGUCAUAUUAUUUAUGUGCGACUCCUAUUUUCCGUAAAUUAGAUUUGUAUGUAUAUCCAUAUUAUCAUGCUUAAUAUUAGUAGUAGUGGUGAUCAUAAAUCGUUCGUUUUCUCCUUUUUAA